AUGCCCACCGCCUACUCGGCCCUGCCCCUCGGGCCCGGCGCACACCCGCCCUCGUCCUCGUCGAGCGCGACCGCGCACGCCCGCCGCCGGAGCUCCGCCUCUCGCACGGCGCUCCUCCUCCCCGCCGUCGUCCACGCGCACCGCCGCUCCCUCGCCCUCGUCGCCCUCGUCGCCCUCCUCUUCUGCAGCACGGCCCUCCUCAGCACGAGCGACGCCGCCGAGCAGGGUGGAGGAGGGGUCGCCGCGCGCCUGAGCGACACGGCGCGGCGACCUUUCGCGGCCGCGUUCGAGCAGAGCACGCGCGCGAGGGAGGCGGCCGCGGCGGCGCUGAGGGACCGAUGGGGCGGAGGAGGGAGGUCCGAGGCGGGCGAGGGCGCGGCACGAGGAGAGGGCGAGGCGGCGGGCGGCGAGGGCCGAGGAGCGAGCGAGGGAGCGCUCGCUGCCGUCGUCGAGACGGACGAGGUCGACGACGAGGCGGGCCUCGCUCGACCCAAGGGCGCGCAGGCCGCCAAGAAGCGGCCUCGGCCAUUCGGCAAGGCCGGCUCCGCCACCGCUCCUCCGCUCGACGACCUCGUCGACGACGCCGACCCCGACGCCGCCGGCUCGCGCCCCUCCUCCUCGUCGUCAGGCACCUCGUCGAGUCACCUCGGGGCCGGCGCAGCGGCCGCCGACGCGCUCCUCGACGCCGACCUCCUCGCCGACCAGCCGGGCCUCGCAGCGCUCGAGGACGCGGCGGUGCGCGCCCCCAUGGCCGCCAUCGUGCCCGCCGCGCCGCACCGCAGCAACGACGCCGACGAGCCGGCGGCGGACAGCGAGGGGCACGCGGCGGCUGCGCCCGUCGUCGCGGCUGCUGCCGGACGAGGCGGUGCGAAAAAGCCGAGCAGCGCCGACGCCGCCGACGAAGCGGCGUCCUCCUCGUCGGACGACGACGCUCCCGCAGCAGCACCAGCCGCCGGUGCGCCCCGCCCUCAGAUCGGCACCGGUGGCCGGCUCGGCUCGGGCGCCGCAUCCGACCUCAAGCCGCCGACGCGGGUCGGGGCCGGCGAGAAGGCGGGCGCGCUCGUCAAGGCCGAGGCGGGGCGGCGCGUUGGGACGGGCGCGAGGCCUGGCGCAAAGGGCAUGGGGACGCGCGAGCGCGAGGGCGCGCACGAGGCGGUCGGGAGGAGGGUGAGGAGGCGGAGGGGGUCGAGCGCGGCGAGGCGAUAG
This is a messenger RNA of Rhodotorula graminis WP1, 1206 nucleotides long. RefSeq lists its product as uncharacterized. The record is from RefSeq and is a predicted model, not a curated record. NCBI's taxonomy places the organism in Eukaryota, Fungi, Basidiomycota, Microbotryomycetes, Sporidiobolales, Sporidiobolaceae. The coding region runs from base 1 to 1206 and encodes 401 amino acids. The transcript has a single exon.